AUGAAAAAGCACUAUCCCGGAAUUGAGACAGCUUUCGACAUAGAACGAAAUGCUUCUAUCAAUUUUGUAAACAAUCCUCCAAUCUUUGACUUUGCUCGCCCAUAUAUGCCAAGAGUGAACUUUGUUGGAGGUUUGCACUGCCACAAUGCCACGGAUCUUGGAGGAGCAUUAAAUGACUUUGUUAAAGCUGCCAACGACAACGAAGGUUUUGUUCUGAUUACAAGUGGUUUCACAGCCCAAUGGGAUAAGGCUCCCAAGUGGGUGAAGGUAAGUGGGAUUUUCCGUCAAAAUUUGCUGCCAUGGUAUAAUUUCAAACUUUUCAGGAUGUUUUCUUGGGCGCUUUCCGAGCAUUGCCUAAGGUGCGAUUCGUUUGGCAGUACAAUGGUAACCCAAUAUCUCAAUUACCGCCAAAUGUGUUCGUGCAGUCUUGGCUACCUCAACAGGAUCUUUUGGGUAAUUGCUACAAGUGAUGCCCCCACUGUUUUAUUUAUUCCCAUUUUUUUGGGACAAGGCAAAAAAGCUCUUUCAGGUCAUCCGAAAUGUCGUGCACACAUUUCACAUGGUGGAAUUAAUAGCGUUAUUGAGUCGGUGUGGCAUGGUGUUCCAACAAUAGGCAUCCCUUUGACUGUAGCUGGUUACGACAAUCUCUUGAGGAUAUCCGCACGAAAAGCUGGGCUACUUAUUCCUAAAACAGAACUCACUCAAGACAAACUUAUUUGGGCUCUUAAUGAGAUACGGAAAAAGACAUACAAAGAAGAAAUGCUAGUGUUCCAAGACAUGCUGCGUGAUGUUCCAUACACGGAACUUACACAUGCUGCAUUCUGGGUGGAGUUCAUUGAAAGACAUCAAGAGGUUUGCGAAAUAAAUAAUGUUAUUACCAUGCCUUAAUC
Strongylus vulgaris is the source of this 890-nucleotide messenger RNA. Lineage: Eukaryota; Metazoa; Nematoda; Chromadorea; Rhabditida; Strongylidae. The record is from the annotation of a GenBank genome assembly.